Messenger RNA from Peniophora sp. CBMAI 1063, 849 nucleotides. NCBI's taxonomy places the organism in Eukaryota, Fungi, Basidiomycota, Agaricomycetes, Russulales, Peniophoraceae. The record is from the annotation of a GenBank genome assembly.
AUGGCUCCGCUGAUAGACUUAACCAUUGCGACCAUGACAGUGGACCUUACGCAUGUAGUCUAUACGUGGAACCUUUCCGCGCCCAAGACCAAAAAAAUCUUUGUCGGACAACGCUUCGAUCGUUACAGGAGUCUUCAGAAAGACUGUCUGACGACGGACGUCGACAGCGCCGUGGAUGACGAGGUCAUGAUCUCUAUCAAACUCGUUCAAGAACCCGGCGCUGCCUUCCCCGUGGCUCACAUGACGUUCAUGCCUUUGGCUGGUCGCCAGCGUAUCCGCGUUCCUCCCGGGUUCAGGAUCAUCCUCAACAGCGACUCCUCUAUUCUCGUCGAGCGUAUGCAACUCGAAGGAGCUGUCCCCCCCGCGCUGGCUGACGCGCGAGUGCACAACGCCAACUGCUACUGGCUUACGCCGAGGCGUGAGGACGGGCACGCCGUCAGAGAAGCGUGGCUCAGGUAUGAAUUGGUCGGAAACUUAGGACCCGGUGCCCUUCUCUGGCCCGUCUUCAAACAGCCUACAAGCUUUGACCGCGAAUCACUCAAGGACGUCAUCACGCCGUGGUCUGUCCGCCACUUCCUCCUCAACAAGGCCCUCGACGUCAAAGACAGCCUCAUUCCGGCGGCCAACUUCGUUGAGCAGCGUCACCGUGUCCACCACGCACGCAAACGAUUCAGUCUCAACAAUAUCGACUUCCUUAUGUUCCUUGCCGGAGACCCUGAGGAACGUCGCGCCGAUAUCGAAUUUGGUGCGAAGCUCGUUGUGGCUGCGUUGAACUCGUUCGUAGUCACAGACGCGGUGUAUGAGAAGACUCUCGCAGAUGCUUACGCCAAGGGAAUGCUGGCUGUGUAG